UCUCUGAAAUCAAUAAGAAUAUACUUAAAAAUAUAUUAAAAAGUAAAUAAAGAGAACGUGGCCUUAGCUCGCUCCCUUCUCAUUCAGCGUUUCCUGCUCCCGGGGGAUUUUCCCGGGUUGAUUGGCGGGAGCAGCGUUACCAUGAGCCCCACAUCAGGGGUGCCGCCUCCCACCGAAAGCAAGAAAGCAUCAGGCUUUAAAAAUAGCUCAUCGCCAGCUCUCCUUCACUGAGGGCGCAGGCUGGCAUUCCCCUCAGGUCUUCCACAUGAGCAAGGUCGGGCGGGCGGGGCAGAGGGAGUGAGUCACCCACUUGGCAGGUGAGGUCAUGGUGGGGUGACCGUCUGCACAGAGCAGCUCCCGCCUCCCACGCCUCCCCCUCCCGGGGCAGCCGGGUCACCGCCGGCUGAGCUGCAAGUCUAGCAGCUUUGGUGCGAUGUUCAGCGGGAGACAUUCCUCUUUAUGACUCAGUGACUCGACAUCCCAACAGAUGGGCUCCUGAGGCCUCGAGGGACCGAAGCCGGCACUGGGGUCGGGACCCCGGGCUGCCAGGGCAGGGUCCGCAGCCCUAGGAAGGGCGGGCGGGGGCUCGCGUCCCGUCCGCUGGAAUGCUAGCUAUCUGGGACAUGGUGGGACGGACCUGCGGGGGCUUGCCGGCCCUGGUUCAGACACCCCAAGAGAGUGGCACCCGGAAGCCGGCGGUAAAUAUUUGCCGAAUGGCUCCUGCUCUGCAGGAGGCAGCGGCCAGCACACGUCCCCAGCGCCGCCGAGACAGACAUGCAGCCUUGCUGGGCGUUCACAGCGCUGGCAAGUUCUCGCGGGGCCGCCGGAAACGGCGCGGGGCGUAUUUUUGUGGCACUGACACAGGUUUCACGUGGACAGCUCUGGUUGGCACAAAGCACCCUAAUGUUUACGCAGGAAUCAGCUCCGUGGUCACCCUCCUCCAAGAAGCCUUCCCAGAUUCGCACCUGCCAGCUGCGGGAGCCGCCCCUCCUCUGGUGCUGACUCACCGGGACUCACGUCUGUCAUCACCCUUAUCACAGGUGUUCCUGGAAAAUCAGGAGCUGCGGCACCAGCCGCCACCCCCACCCACAGCUGCCAGAGCGCCACCUCCAGGCAGGCAGGCAGGCACCCGGCUGCAGGCCCCGCCCAGCGUGGCAGCUCACACCCUCCGUCCCUCGAAUAGGCUGACCUACAAGCCUAUCUGCUCCAUCGGUUAUCACAGCCCCCAGCUGCAGCGCACACACCCCUGAGGAGAGGGCGGGUCUCGGGCAUCCCCACUUCCUGACAAUAAAUGCUCAAUAAAUAUUAACCGUCCUGG
Messenger RNA from Myotis brandtii (Brandt's bat), 1318 nucleotides. RefSeq lists its product as uncharacterized. Lineage: Eukaryota; Metazoa; Chordata; Mammalia; Chiroptera; Vespertilionidae. The transcript has 3 exons. The record is from RefSeq and is a predicted model, not a curated record. The coding region runs from base 606 to 1250 and encodes 214 amino acids.